AUGAAUAUUGUUGACAAGACUGCAAGUUUUGUUGCAAGAAAUGGACCUGAAUUUGAAGCUAGAAUCCAACAGAAUGAGAUCAACAACCCAAAGUUCAAUUUCCUUGGUAGUGGAGAUCCAUAUCAUGCAUAUUAUGAGCACAAGGUCAAGGAAUUCAAGGAGGGCAAAGGAAGUGAGCCUGCUGCUCCCCAAGUUCCUGGUGGAGCAAAAGCAAUAUCAAGCAAGCAACAGGCUGAAAUCUUGCUGAGAGUGGAACCAAUCUUUGUCCCUAAGGAUCCCCCACCUGAGUAUGAAUUCAUUGCAGAUGUUCCAUCAAUCUCUGGCUUUGACCUGAAUGUGGUGAGACUGACAUCACAGUUUGUUGCUCGCAAUGGUCGGCAGUUUCUAACUAACCUGAUGAAUCGAGAGUCCAGAAAUUAUCAGUUUGACUUUCUCCGACCACAGCAUUCUCUCUUUCAGUAUUUCACUCGACUCCUUGAGCAGUAUACUAAGAUCUUGAUCCCACCAAAGGACUUGAUGAAACGUCUUCGUGAAGAGUCCCAGGAUGUCAAAAGUAUACUGGAGCAAGUGAAGUAUCGUGCUGAAUGGAUCAAGUAUCAAGAGGCACAGAAAAACAAAGCUGAGCAAGAGUUGGAGAGAGAAAGAGUUGCAUACGCUCAGAUCGAUUGGCAUGACUUUGUGGUUGUGGAGACUGUUGACUAUCAGCCAUGGGAAACAGGAACCUUUCCAGCUCCUACAACUCCUGAAGAGGUUGGCUCACGAGUUCUUCUGCAGGAGCGGAUUGCUGUUGGAGACUUGGAGGUAGACUUACAUGGGGAAUCAGAGGAAGCACAUGCUGCUGCUGAGGAGGGAGAAGAGGUUGAUAUGCAAAUAGAGUCUGAAGGUGAAGAGGAACCAGAGGCAAGACCACCAGAGAGAGGGAGGCAGCCUGCUCCACCUGGAGGAGAUGAUAUGGAAGAAUCAGAUGAGGAAGAUUCAGGCCAGCCAACUCUUGGUCGUUCCUCAACUGGUCUACAACUUCCUCCUCCUCCACCUUUGCCAGAUAAAGUUGUCAUCAAGAAGAAUUAUGAUCCUAAAGCAAAGCAGAUGUCAGAGAGAGCUGGGGAGACAUAUUUAGUGUCUCCUUUGACUGGAGAAAGAAUCCCUGCAUCCAAAGUACAAGAGCACAUGCGGAUAGGUCUCCUUGAUCCUCGCUGGUUGGAAGAGAGAGAUCGCAUGGUCCAGGAGAAGGUGAAUCAAGAAUCUGUGUUUGCUCCUGGUGUUGCAAUUGAGAGCAGUCUCAAACAGCUCGCUGAGCGCCGUACUGACAUUUUCGGUGUUGGUGAUGAGGAAACGCAAAUUGGUAAGAAAAUAGGAGAGGAGGAAACCAAGAAGGAUGACCGGGUCAUUUGGGAUGGUCACACGGGGAGUAUGGAACAGGCAACGCGAGCAGCCCGAGCAAACAUUAGUAUUGAGGAGCAGAUAGCUCAGAUUCACAAAUCGAAGGGUCUUGUACAAGAUGAGACCAAGGAGAGGAUUGGACCACAGCCAUCAUCACAGGCUGAUGAAAGGCCUCAAGUCCCCAAACCAAUGGAAGCAACUGCUCCACCUAUGCCAACCCCUGGCAUGGGAUCAUCGGUGACCAUCUCUGCACCCCCUCAGCCAGCUCAGCCACGUCCAUCUGUUGUCACUACUCCUAUUGUGACAAUAGGAGCACCAAAGCCCAUGUCUGCAGUGGCUCCAGCUCCACCUGUCCCUCAUAUUCAGAUGGCUGCUAUGCCUAUUCAUCAUGGAACCCUCAUGCCUCCUCAGGGCAUCAUGAUGAUGCCUCAUAUGGGCCAUCAGUUACAACCUGUUGUUGGAUUUGCUCCUGGUCAUCCUAUGGCAACCCAGAUGACAGGUUAUGCCCCUGGCCUUGCCCCACCCCAUUCUCAAUCUGUGGGAGGAAUGCCUGGACCACCAGCACCAGCUCCUCCAUCCACUGUGACCGAGCAGGUUCCUCAGAUGGAGGAUGAAGGACCACCAUCAAAGAAGCAACGCACUGAAGAGUCACUCAUUCCAGAACAUGAAUUCUUUGCCAUGAAUCCUGGUCCAGUGACAUUUAGUGUGCAGACUCCAGUAGUUUCUGACAAGCAAGAGUGGCGGCUCCAUGGUCAGGUGAUAACAAUCACCCUGCCUCCCAAUGACACUAUCUCAGUCAUUAAGGCAAAGCUUCAUGAAGAAACAGGGCUUCCUCCUGGCAAGCAGAAGCUUCAGUGGGAGGGACUCUUCUUCAAAGAUUCCAACACACUGGCCUUCUACAAUAUCAGUACUGGCUCCUUGAUCAACCUGCAGUUGAAGGAGAGAGGUGGCAGAAAGAAAUGGACUGUUGUGUCAGUGGCUCUUAUCUCUCAGAUUGUACUCAUCACAUCAGCUGUAGCAUUGAGUGGGGGAACUUCUGGCAGCAGUAGUAGUAGUGCACCUGCAGGGACUCAGAAUCAUUCUGAUGAAUGCUUUGAUAUCUCCUGUGGAAGAGUGUUUGAUCCACGUUCGCCACUUGUGAACUGCUCCUACCUCCCCUUUGAAUUCCUGGACUGUGAUGAACCAGAAGACCUGCAUGGCAACGACACAUUGAAAGAAGAGUUGGGUUAUGGUUGUGUGAAGUUUGGUGGUUAUCGCUUUGAGGAGGUAGAACACACAUCUGUGCGCUGCAGGGUUCUGCCUGAUAUUGAAUGCUAUGGGGAGAGGGACUUCCGGCGUGAAGGCUUCCCCUGCAUCAAGUACAACGGGCAGUAUUUCACGACGACAUUGAUCUACAGUAUUUUGCUGGGCUUCCUGGGCAUGGACCGGUUUUGCCUUGGACAGACAGGCACUGCUGUUGGGAAGCUCUUGACUCUUGGUGGUGCUGGGAUCUGGUGGAUUGUUGACAUUGUGCUUUUGAUCAUUGGAAAACUCAGGCCUGAGGAUGGGAGCAACUGGGACUUGGAGCAGUAUAGGACUACAGUGAAGGAUGAAAUUGGAGAAUGGGCUAAUGCACUCAAAGCCCAUGGGAUUUCUGAGUAUUUGAUCGUGAGUGUAGAGAGUGUUGAUGCAAAGAAAGGAAAUAAACUGCUACCUCGAGCCACAGUUAUAGACAAGAUUAGGAGUGAUUACUCACAUAAGCAAGUUGACCGAUGCAUCUCAGUACAUGAUCCCUUCAAGGGAGACUCCAGAGCAUCAGAGUCAUGGCAUAUGCUUCUUGCUCGACUCAGGCAUCUGGUGCUUUCAGCCUACAACAAGUCGCUGAGUCGAUAUGAAGAGGAAAUGAGAGCAAGAAGAGAGAGGCGAACUGAGGUCAGCUGGGACUUCUGCUCAUACUUUGCAUUUCAAGAAGAGCUAGCAUUUGUCUAUGAGUUACUGGGGCUUUAUGAAGAUGCUCUAGUUCAGUAUGAUGAGCUGGAUGCUCUAUUCUCCCAGUUCAUCAUCAAUGUCAAUGUGGGAGUCAUGGAGAUCUUGGAUGUUUGCUCCAAGUUCCAGGAUGCAACUCAAGUUGAGGCAUAUUCUCGCCAUACUGCCCCUCUUCAGGAGUUUGCUAGGACCCAGCUUUAUGGUUUGGGAGACCUCUGUGGUUUGAUGCCAGACCAGAAACCAACCAGAUCUCAGCUUCAUUUGGUUGUCAGUCUUGUUGGUGGCCUUUGUGAGAGUGUUGAAUCCUCUAAGCCUCUUCUGAAACUCAAAGAGGCUAUCUCUUCAUCUGACCUCUUCCGCAAGCAUUACCUGGAACUCUGUGAACUUGCCAUGGGGACCUUCAAGCAUAUAGGACAUAUGAGGACAGCUCGAUUACUCGGUCGUGAUAUAUCCACCUUCUAUCUGAAGCUUGAUGAGCCUCACAAGGCCUUAAGCUUCCUCCUUGAUGGCCUUAAAAUGUACUCUGAAGAGGACUGGCCUACUUUGCGCUGUCAGACAUUGGAAGACAUUGCACAGUGCUGCAUAGUACUGCAGGAUUGGGACAGGUAUGUGAAAACCUGCCUGCAGCUGUCCAGUUGUGCCACUCUUCCAAUACCAGUUCGAUCCAAGUACUUCCAUGAAUCACAGGUCAAGAUGGAUAGUGUAAGUGGAGAUGCCACUGUGCUAUCAUGUGAUGGGGUCAUCAGUGUGGAUUCCAUGAGAAUAUGUGGAAGCUCCAGUGGAUUGACGACAAACUCUGAGAUUAAAGUGGAAGUUCGGGUUCGAAGCCAUUUGAGUGAUCCAAUUGAUUGUGAGAAAGUAGAACUCUUGCUGAAACAUGAACGUGUUGAGGCAACUGAGGGAACUCCUAAGAGCAGUGGGAAGCCACGAAUGAGACUUGCCUCCAAGGCCUCUAUGAAUGUUCCAAACUCCUUGGGAAGUGGUUCAGACAACGAACACAGCAGUUCUCUUUCCAGCUCUUCAGGUCCAGGUGUCACAUCUACCAAUGUAGGAUCGUUGGUUCUUGACAUGGUUGAGUCCAUCGAAUACAAGUUGGACCGCAGCAUCAGCGUAGCUGCAAUAGGAUGCCAAAGCUCGCACAAAGUCCUCCUCAGGAGGAAGGACAGUAGCCAUCAUUCCAUCCAUAAAGACCCAAUCCUGAUGAAACCAGAACCUGGCUUUGCUCCCCUUUCUGAAUCUGAUGUCACUCUCAACCCUGGGCAGAAUCUCUUCAUUCUGUCAGCCAAGACAGGCCUACCAGGUCACUACAAAGGAGUUCAGUUGUGCCUAAGACAUAAUCGUCUGUGCCUGGUCUACUCAAAUCUUGAGCGACCACUGGUGACUUAUGAGGUCACUGAUGAACUCCCAUGCAUCAUCCUCAGCAAAGGUACUCGAGACACCUUAGCAGGGAUUCCUCAAGAGAUCACCCUAAAUGUGAAGAGUGGGAGUCGACACAUUUCCAAGGGGGAAGAAAUUAUUUUGAAGUGCUCACGAGGAUUAUACGUAUGGAGGGAUGAUGACUGCAAAGAAGAUGACUUUAAGGAAUUGAAGAUUGCAUGCCCACAGAUGGCUCCUUUUCAGACUGCUGUGAUCGCAUUAACUGCCUUGGCAGAACUUGUUGCUCAAAAGGACAAUACGCUAAUUGAACACAAGGUAACAAUAUCUUGGGUGCAUGGAACAGAGGCUUUUCCUAUCCAUUUCCUGCCUCCAUUUAUGACCACGUGGAAGUUGCAGAGCGCACAUGUGAAAAAGUUCAUUCAAGUCACAAUGCAUGGCCUCAGUCCCCAUCGUUUCCUCCUCUCCAACCAUCAGCUCCAGGCACAGAAAGUCAAGCUGGUGCCUCUCAAUCCUUCUGAUCAUCAGCUGGUUGUGAAUACAGAGCAGAAUGGCUACUAUGUAUGGGAGCUGAGUGUUGCUGAGGAUGAAAUGCCAUCUCCAUUGAAACUCCACUUUUCCAUUGCAUAUCAGAGUCUGGAAGCCUCUCCCCAUGUCUCCACCAGCAGUAGAACCUACAAAUACUCAUUUGAAAUUCACGAUUACCAGACUCUUUAUGCAGUGAAGGGGAGGGUGAUGCCUGGGAAGGGCUCAGAGUUUUGCCGUGUAGGCACCUUGUGUCCUAUGCAUAUCGAGGUGAAGAAGGUCUCAGACUCCCUUCACACAUCUCUCAUGUAUGAGGUGCUUGGUGAUCAGACUACAUGGGCCAUCUCUGGUCGUGCUGCUGAUGUUAUAACACUAAAUGGAUGCAAGGAACACUCAGUUGUGCUUGAUGUCAUGCCACUCACUUCUGGUUUCCUUCCCCUUCCCUCUAUUCGCCUCUCCAAGUACAUCCCUGCUGGCACCUCUUCUGGCAAGUUUUAA
Messenger RNA from Darwinula stevensoni, 5742 nucleotides. The record is from the annotation of a GenBank genome assembly. NCBI's taxonomy places the organism in Eukaryota, Metazoa, Arthropoda, Ostracoda, Podocopida, Darwinulidae.